AUGAAGUACUCUCUCUCCCUCAUCGCCCUUUUCGUCGCUAGCACUAUUGCUAUUCCUGCGGCUAAUACUCCGAAAUGCAAGGCUGGUGAACAGUUCUUUGAAUGCGGCACGGCUUGUCCCUUGACAUGCAAUGAACCCGAGCCCCGACCGUGUACCAAGCAGUGCGUCCCUGGAUGCUUCUGCAAGGAGGGUACCAUUCGAAGCCAGUCCGGAUCUUGCGUCAGUCGCAACAAGUGCUGA
Fusarium subglutinans is the source of this 240-nucleotide messenger RNA. RefSeq names its product trypsin Inhibitor like cysteine rich domain protein. The transcript is spliced from 3 exons. The coding region runs from base 1 to 240 and encodes 79 amino acids. The record is from RefSeq and is a predicted model, not a curated record. Lineage: Eukaryota; Fungi; Ascomycota; Sordariomycetes; Hypocreales; Nectriaceae.